GCCUUGUAUUUUGGGCCACAUCGGUGUCGCAACAGGGGAAAUUGCCAUGCCACCCACAGAGAAUCACCACCGACAGUAUGAGCGAUAGACAGGAGGCGAGGGGAGGAAUGUGCCUCCUCGACGGCCGCCCGCUCAGUCAGCACGCACACAAGGAGCAGUACUAGCACGUGAUGGGUGCGCUGUGCACGGGCCCCGUCGCAGGCCCGCCCGUUGAACCCCUCUCUCUCUCGCGGCACGGCAUCAGGCGCCGUCCUCAGCUCCAGCUGCUCCAUCGAUCCUCUACCAAAUCCCUUACCAAUUCCCAGCACGUGGUGGACGACUCAAUCGGCCGCCCCCAUCGCCGCCCUCGGUCGGAGCGCACGACAAGAUGAACAAGAACUGGAACGAUAGGGCCGACAAGGACUUGUUCUUCACCAUCCUCUCGGUCAAGAACAUCGGCGUCAUCAGCGGCUCCGAAUGGACCACAAUUGGCAACCACAUGCGCACCCUGGGCUACGGCUUCACCAACGAGGGAUGUCGCCAACAUUUCCAGGGACUGCGGCGGGCUCAGAACAAGGCAGAUGGUACCAACGGGCUAGGUGACAACAGCCCUCGCAGGGCCGAUCCGACCCUAAACCCCAUCACCCGGCGUCCAGGCCCGGGCCGAGGGAGACCUCGGAAGAAUGCGGGUCAGCAGUCUGAGGACCCCGACCAGACGAUGGCGGUCGUCCAACCGGAACCGGAAAUCCCUCUGACUCCUGUGGCGGCGGGUCCACCUCCCCCGGCCCCGCCUCCGGCCCCAAUGAUGACGCCCUUGCACGGUCAUGAUGUGCUCGAUUUCGACCCCACAGACGACCCAACCGACGAGCACGAUAUCAAGAGACCUCGCCUGGAUGACGGCAACGACCCUUCACUAGAAGACGAAGCUGUCGUUCUGAGUGCAUUGGCUGCCGCAAACAACCAGUCUACAGUUGAUCACUAUGCACAGGAAUUCGGCUAUGGGGAUGCUUGAUGGUUAUAGUGUCACUACUUAUAUCCACCCACACCGUCAAGGGGUGGUGCUCUCUUUUAUACGUCCCAGUCCUUGUUUAUGUCGCUGAGGGAUGCAAGGAGUAAAGGUUCGCGGGCUUGUGUACCGCAAGGUGUUGCGCCAUUACCUGGCUUGUUUGUUUAUUGUUGUACCUGCCUUGACCAUUUCUUGGCUUCAGCCUCGGGCACGUGCCUAAUUUAAAUGAUGUUCCCACGACCGCACGUUGGAAGCGAGCCUCACGAGCAAGGGUUGGAUCGACAACACAGAGUCUAUAAGCAUGCGACGGCUAAGGGUGCCGUGACGGGCACAGGUCUCUAGAAAAGGAAAUCCAUCUCUAAUGCAGUUUGCAACGACAGGUUUCUAGGAAUUCUGCCAAGCGGCAGCAGUUGGCUUCCAUCUGCGCCUUUUACAAACAUUGGGCGAAAUAUAGGGGACGAAGGCUUUGAUAGGGAACGCAAGAGAUAAGGAUCGAACAGCGAUAGAAGUUUCCCGUAUUAGUAGCUAGCCCACGCUGUGGACCAAGAUACCACUUUUAGGCCCGC
Gaeumannomyces tritici R3-111a-1 is the source of this 1551-nucleotide messenger RNA. RefSeq lists its product as hypothetical. The coding region runs from base 368 to 991 and encodes 207 amino acids. NCBI's taxonomy places the organism in Eukaryota, Fungi, Ascomycota, Sordariomycetes, Magnaporthales, Magnaporthaceae. The transcript is spliced from 3 exons. The record is from RefSeq and is a predicted model, not a curated record.